CUAUGUUUGUAAACAGUAAGAAACGUAUAGCUUUUAAUUAUUUAAAACUAGUUUAAACAGAUACUUAGAAAAAGGGCAAAACUUGUAAUAUAAAAUGUGGUUUGUUUUGGAAUAUUUUGUGAAAAUAAAUAUGGUGAGUGAUUGUUAUUUGUUGAGAUUACAUUAACUGUCCCAGGAUGAACCGGCAAAGUCAAAACAAUCGACAGGAGUCAGAGAUGAUGAACAAUGCGCGACGGGCGGCGUCCCAAACCACAGACCCAGUGGAGAAGCUGAGGCUACUAUGUCUUGCCCGAGGGACUACUGGCAUCAUGGCCAUCGGGAGGAUAUUCAGACGGAUGGACGAUGACGGGAACAAAUCUCUGAACCUGGAGGAGUUCACUGAGGGAAUGAACGACACAGGGAUGGAUAUGUCUCCAGAGCAGAUAGAAACUCUGUUCAAAAAGUUCGAUCUGGAUAACAGUGGCAGUAUAAACAUGGAUGAAUUUCUAUUAGCGUUAAGGCCGCCCAUGAGUAACGCCAGAUUGAAAGCUGUUAACGAUGCAUUUAAAAAACUAGACAAGACUGGAGACGGAGUAAUUACAAUUGAGGACCUGAAGAACGUUUACUCUGUUAAAGCACACCCCAAGUAUCAAAGUGGUGAGGAGACGGAAGAACAAAUAUUAAAGAAGUUUCUCUUAAAUUUCGAGAAGGAUGGCGAUGGAAAGGUGACAGAAGAAGAGUUCCUAAACUAUUAUGCUGGAAUAAGCGCCUCAAUUGACCACGAUGCCUAUUUUGACCUCAUGAUUCGUCAAGCUUACAAGCUUUAAAAACUGAGUUUUAUUGGAAGAUUUUGCUUCAGUUAUUGUAACCCGCCAUGUUAUACCUUUAGAACAUUUAUUCACUAUCAUUAUUAAAAAUCUUCUGUACAGUGUUCAAAAUGUGUAUUUUGUUCUUAAUUUAUUAAAAAAAGACUGCAAUUGUGUGGA
This is a messenger RNA of Homalodisca vitripennis (glassy-winged sharpshooter), 965 nucleotides long. RefSeq names its product calcyphosin-like protein. The record is from RefSeq and is a predicted model, not a curated record. NCBI's taxonomy places the organism in Eukaryota, Metazoa, Arthropoda, Insecta, Hemiptera, Cicadellidae. The transcript has 4 exons. Gene Ontology annotation, molecular function: calcium ion binding. Bases 177 to 806 code for a protein of 209 amino acids.